Onthophagus taurus is the source of this 1495-nucleotide messenger RNA. NCBI's taxonomy places the organism in Eukaryota, Metazoa, Arthropoda, Insecta, Coleoptera, Scarabaeidae. The record is from RefSeq and is a predicted model, not a curated record.
CACUAAUUUUGUUUUUUUAUGUUGACAGAUAACCUCAAAAUCAAAAUGAAUAGGUUAAGUAGAAUUUUUCAACCGAUUAAUGUAAUUCCUAAAAAUGUUCAAGUUAAAUCACAAGAUAUGACAUCAAAGAGUCAAAAAUUAAUGUUGGAUUUAGGAAUAAUCCGACAAGCUAAUUCAGGUUGUUUUCAUUACUUACCUUUGGGUAUUCGAGCUUUGGAGAAAUUGAAGAACUUGAUCGAUCAGCACAUGCAAAGUAUUGGAGCUCAAAAAGUAGCUUGUCCUACAUUAAUUCACACAAAUUUGUGGGAACGAAGUGGUCGAAUUCAAGAGGCAACACCGGAAUUAUUUCAAAUUAAAGAUAGACAUGAUCAUUUAUAUAUUUUAAGCCCAACUCACGAAGAAGCAAUUACAGAUUUAUUAACGACAGUUUCGCCGUUAUCUUAUAAACACUUUCCUUUACGUUUAUACCAAAUAACCAGUAAAUACAGAGAUGAAAUGAAACCCCGAUUUGGAUUGAUAAGGAGUAGGCAAUUUUUAAUGAAAGAUUUAUACACUUUUGAUGUUGAUUUAGAUGCAGCAAAAGAAACUUAUGAGUUAAUUUGUAAAUGUUAUAAUCAAAUUUUUGAGUUAGUUGGAGUGGAAUUUUUUAAAGUUUUGGGAUCAUCAGGUGAUAUUGGAGGGAUUUUAUCCCACGAAUUUCAUUUUCAAACGGAUAUUGGGGAAGAUAAAUUAAUAAAAUGCGGAAAUUGUGGUUAUAUGGGUAACUUGGAGCUUUGUGGAAGUAAAGAUACAUGUUUAAAGUGUGGAUCAACAAAAAUAAAUGUAUUUAAUGGAAUUGAGGUGGGACAUACCUUUCUAUUAGGUGAUAAAUACUCAAAACCAAUGAAGGCUACUUAUUUAAACAACAAUGGGAAACCAAAUAUAUUACAAAUGGGUUGUUACGGAUUGGGGAUAUCAAGAAUUCUUGCUGCUAGCUUAGAAAAGUUAUCAACUGAUCAAGAACUUCGUUGGCCCAUUAAAUUAGUACCCUUUAAAAUUUUAAUAAUUCCACCUAAGAAUUCUGUUUUGAUGGCGUUGCCAUGGUUACAGCACGUUGCCAUAGUUAUUUUGUGGUUAUAGAGACAUUUCAAGAAUAGCAACUAACUUCAAACGUGUUUAGUAAACGGCCGCUAUUUUAUCAAUCCUAAGAUUUUCUAAAAAGAAUGGCAGAUGCCCGAAAUUAUUUAUUUAAUGGCUUAGUGUAUACUCUUUGAAAAUGAAGAAAUUCAUGAUAAAUUGAGCAGUAGGUACCUAUAAAUUAAUUAAAAUUGUAAAUAAAUGUCAUUAAAGCGCCAUCUGUUGUUAUGAAACCAUACUUUUUGCGUUUGCCAACUUAAACCAAAUUCUCUGGUGAACGUGCCUAAAAUCGAUGGUUUUUUUUUAAUCGAUAGGGAAUGACCCCAAAAAACGGCGUUAAUAAUAAAAAAAAGUGCGGAAAAGUGUGGUACUUACCGAA